UGGUCUGUGACUGACUGCACAGAUACUGAGUUAGAGCAGCGCUGUCAAACUAACAAAGUUAGCCAGGACUAACGUUAGUGUUAAGAUGUUAGCAUUAGUACAUGACAGCUGACUUCAAAAAUAUCCCAGAAAGCAAAAUGUCCGUUUGGUUGAGUGGCAGCUGCGCUUUAGAAAGUUAGACAAAACUUAGCUAACUUUAGAUUGACAGAUAGCUUGUCAGUUUAGCUUAGCCAUGACAGGGAAGUGCUUAUUCCUCUCUCAUGUCAGCCACUGGGCUUUAACUGUGGAACAGCACAGGUGAAUGCUUCAGAUUUAAAGAGCACUGCACUGUAAUGGUUAGUUUGUAAGAUUAGUUCAUUUGGGCAAAAAGCUAACCUCUAACCCAAGGCAGAUUAAGGUUAGCCUGCUAGCAGCGAGUAAAACCACUGACUAACCACGAAUCUGUGUCUGUGGGAAUUAUGAGCACCAGUAAUAUUUAUGCAAGUCGCAAACGGAGGAAACCUGUCCAGAAAAGUGUGAAUCAGUCUCCACCUGAAUGUGUCAAAUCGAAUCCAUCCAAAAGGCAUCGGGACCGGCUAAAUGGGGAGUUGGACAGGUUGGCCAGCCAGCUUCCUUUCCCGCAGGAGGUUAUAUCAAAACUGGACAAACUCACCAUACUGAGGCUAAGUGUGAGCUACCUGCGGACCAAAAGUCACUUCAAUGUGACCCUGAACUCAAAGAACUCCAACCAGCCAGCAAAUACAAAACCACACAUUCAGGAGCUGCCAGAGGGAGAAUUGUUGCUACAGGCUAUAAAUGGCUUUGUGUUGGUGGUCGCCUCUAGUGGGACAAUUUUCUAUGCUUCCUCCACUAUUGAGGACUACUUGGGUUUCCAGCAGUCUGAUCUCAUCCAUCAGAGUGUUUCUGAGCUUAUUCACACUGAAGACCGGGCUGAGUUUCAGAGGCAGCUCCACUGGGCGCUCAACCCCAGCUGCACCCUAGACACUGGACAGCUAGUGCAAGCUUCUCAUGAUGCACCACUGCCACAGACGUAUUACAGUCCAGAACAGUUGCCACCGGAGAACUCCACCUUUCUGGAACGAAAUUUUGUUUGCAGGUUAAGAUGUCUUUUGGACAACUCUUCUGGCUUUCUUGCCAUGAAGUUUCAAGGGUGUUUGAAGUUCCUGUAUGGGCAGAAUGAGAGGACAGCAGAUGGGAAACCCAUCCCUCCUCAGCUGGCCCUGUUUGCCCUGGUCUGCCCUCUGCAGCCACCCUCCAUACUGGAAAUCCGCACCAAUAGUGGCUUUUUCAAAACUAAGCAUAAGCUGGAUUUCACGCCCACCGCAUGUGAUGCAAAAGGGAAGAUUGUUCUUGGCUACACAGAGGAAGAGCUGUGUUACCGUGGCUCAGGCUAUCAGUUCAUCCAUGCAGCUGACAUGCUGUACUGCGCUGAGAACCACAUACGGAUGAUGAGGACGGGUGAAAGUGGGUUGACUGUGUUCAGACUGUUGACUAAACAGAACCUCUGGGUUUGGGUACAGUCCAAUGCCAGACUUGUCUACAAAAAUGGACAACCAGAUUGCAUCAUCGCCUCUCAGAGAGUCAUCACGAACGAGGAGGGUGAGGAGAACUUGAGAAAGCGUGCUACGAUGCUUCCCUUCAGCUUUGCUACAGGAGAAGCUGUUCUCUAUGACAUGAACCUGCCCAGAUCUCUGGGUAACACAAUACCUUCUGAUACCACUGCUCUGGAUGACGGUACCCAACCCAGAACCACUGGAACUGUAGAUCCUGACUCCCUGCUGGGCUCCAUGCUGAAGCAGGAUGAGUCAAUAUAUGUGUGUCCUGCAGAUGAGCACUCACUGUCAGUACAGGGCUUAGGGAAUGAGGAUCUCAGUGAGAUCUUCUCUAGUAACUGGCAAGAAGGUGUUCUUUCACUCUCUGAAAGCUCUCUUUUCAAACAACAGCCAGUUUCAGACAGCUGUGAGAUAUUGAACUUCAUGCGCAGUUUAGAGAUCAGCCCUGAAGAUCUGAAGUUCCUUCAAGAUGAACUCUUCCUUAGGAUUGACCUUAAUGGAAGGAAUGACAUGGCAGACCUCACAGAGGGCAUCUUCUCCUAUGUACAACACUCUCUCAGGACGAAGACAGACUAUAUAGUGUCGGAUGACAACGUGAAGGAGAAGGAUCUCAUCGGGAAGCCUAUGCAGACCUUCACACCUCCACAGCAGACAUCUGCAUGUAUUCUACAGGAUUCAUCUGAUCCCCUCACAUUAGUACCUCAGGAACAUCAGAUGAGUUUUAUAGCAGAACAUCCUGAACCAAAAACACAAUAUUUCACACAAACACAACCUCACGAUUUCCAAAACAAUCCUCAUAGACUCCAACACAUAAUGUUAUACCCAUGCAAUGGGACAGAAGUCACACAAUGCGAUCUUUCAAACACAGCAAUCCAAAAACAUCAGGUUCAGAUGAUGACUCAACAGCCGCAGUGUUCAUACCUUCCUCCUCUUCAUUCGCUGGAGUGUAAAACACUCAGAAAUGCACAGGUUUGUGGGAACCUCACUGAAGUUCUGGCCAGCGACACUCAGCAGGUUCCUCCUCUCUUCCAGCCAGAACUCCAGCAACCUGGAUGCUUUUACCUGGAGUCGCCCCCUCUGGAUCUGAAGCAUCCUUACAGGAACCAUCUAAGCACUUUGUCCUUCAGCUCCUCCCAGCAGCACUCUUCACCUUUUAUCACUCCAGGUGACACAGGUAUGAGCGAGUUUACUGCUCAGGACGUUGAGGAGCUGCUUAAUGACCUGGAUGGUGAUGUGGAGAGGAACAGGCACUCAGGACCAAACAGAGACAUGGGUGUCAGACCAAGUUUUGAUCAACAAGAUUACAUAGGCCAGUUUCAGAAUGGAGGCCACGCAAACUACGCAAUGGAUAGUAACACGACACAUCUGGCGCAGCAUCCUGACCAGUGUCUGAACAACAACAGACCUCAUCCAGACCUGUCUUUAGGAGGAUACUUGUGACCAGUCAGGUGACAAUAAUGAAGGAACAGAGCAAAAAAAAUUGCUGGAACUCAGAUUAUGCCUAUUAGGGGUCACAAUUCUGAUGUGAUGAUCAUUGGCUAUGGCCAUAUGAACCCAAAAUGCCUUGGCCAGAAAAAAAGCACCGGCGUAAUACAGGAUGAGGAGGAGGAUGCAGAAAUUGGGGUGAAGGAAAGACUGAAAAUGGACAAAGUAAGGCACAAACGUCCUGUGGCUCGGCAUGACAUCUAAGAUGAAUGAAGAACCAGUUUGUAUCAGUUAGAUAUUAGAAUCAUUCAUCAGUGGCUUCUCUCUUAAAUGAACAGUGCUGUCACAGUACUUUGAUAAAUGUCUCUCAUGAGAUGUCGCAAAUCUAUUGGCCUGUCAAAAGCAUGUCCCAAAGCAAUAUAUACAGUAUACGCUAACUGUAAACAGCCUUCAGCAAAUGCCAAACAAGCCAUUUUUUGAAAUAUGCAAUAACGUUUAUAAAAUAGGACAACAUGUACUUUGCAGCUCUUCAUAUGCUAGCUAGUUUACUUUUUAAAAUGAAGUCAAAAGCCAAAUGUUGUAUAGUGUGUGAUUUACUGGGGUGAUCUACUCAACGCUGGGACUUCCUGUCAGCAGUAUUUUCAGUUAAACUGAAGAUUUUUUAACAUUUUUGUGGGUGUUUUUCUUACCUUCACUUUUUUGAAUAAUUGAAAUCAUUAAAUGGUUUUCGUAGUAUUUUUAGUAUAGGAUUCUGUUAUGGGUGAUCGGGAACCUGUGUGAUUCAUUUGUAUAGUAAUUUAUCAUUUUUUUUUUAUCUUUUAUUCUUUGAGGGAAGCUAUUGAAGACAAUCAGACAUAUGUAGCAUUUAUGAACAGAUGAAUUCAGCUGUUCACAGGAGACAGACUUUGACCAAACUAUAAAUCAAACAAUGUUUGUACAACAUUAUGGACAAAAAAAGAAGAAGACCAAGGCUUGGAAGUUUAUUAAAGGAGAAGUCCGCUUCCAAAACAAAGAUUCACAUAUAAUGUACUCACCCCAUUGUCAUCUAAGAUGUUCAUGUCUUUCUUUCUUCAGUUGUAAAGAAAUUAUGUUUUUUGAGGAAAACAUUUCAGCAUUUUUCUUCACAUAAUUGACUGAUAUGGUGACUGACUUCCAUAAUGCUGUUCAAAUGCGGCUUCAAACGAUCCCAAAUGUACUUGUAAAUGAUCCCAGCUGAGGAACCAGGGUCUUAUCUAGCAAAACAAUCAGUUAUUUUCAUUUAAAAAAAAUAAAAUUUAAAUACUUUUUAUUCUCAAACACUCAUCUUGCCUUGCUCUCAUUAAACUCUGUGUAUUCUGGCUGAAGACAGUUAGGGUAUAUCACAAAACUCUUAUCGUAUUUUCUCCCUCAACUUCAAAAAUAAUUUCAAAAUCAUCCUACAUCGCUGCAGAAGUACCGACCCAGUCUUUUCAAAGUGAACAUGCAAAGAAGAUCAAACACCCUUAACAAAAAAGGUAAAACAGCGAUAUAGGGCGAUUUUGAAGCUGAGGGAGAACAUGAGAUGGGAGUUUUUCGACAUACCCUAACUGUCAUGAACCGGAAAAAAAAAAAAACAGUUUA
Molecule: messenger RNA, 4577 nt
Organism: Labeo rohita (rohu)
Lineage: Eukaryota; Metazoa; Chordata; Actinopteri; Cypriniformes; Cyprinidae
Gene: ahr1a
Product: aryl hydrocarbon receptor 1a
Exons: 11
Coding region: 459-2993 (844 amino acids)
Biological process (GO): regulation of transcription by RNA polymerase II
Cellular component (GO): aryl hydrocarbon receptor complex; cytoplasm; transcription regulator complex
Molecular function (GO): protein dimerization activity; transcription cis-regulatory region binding; nuclear receptor activity
Source: RefSeq, a predicted model, not a curated record